AUAAGUCAUGCCGUGUGGAUUUUCUGUUCAAAAAUCGGUUGAAAUGAGGGUUUUCCGGGCGAAAAGCGAGAGAAAAUCCUGUCCAGAGUGUCCAGCCUGGCGAGACGCAAUGGCCGAGUUCAUCCCAAGCUUUUUUCCCAGCGAAACCACCAGGUCUGGCUUUACGAGGCGCUGGGGAUGCCGUUGAUUGGCAGCCAACUCGACUCAACAAACGGAAAUUACGUUUGCCAAAUUUUUAAUUGAGUGUCAUUGUUAGAGUCUCCAAAUUACGGCAUUUAAAGUGUAAUGCCGUUAGUGCGAUAAAACCAUGAUGGAGGCUCAGCGAGUGUGGAUGUGCUUCGUGACCAUCCUUAGCGUCGAGUUUGUUGCCUUGGGAUACGAGCCCGACUUCAUCUACCCGCUGGAAAACGUGACCAUUCCGCAAGGCAGAGACGCGACGUUCACGUGCGUGGUCAACAACCUGGGAGGUUAUAGGGUGAGUGCGGGAGGCGACACUUCAAAAGCCAGGGUAGCGUGGAUCAAGGCGGACACCAAAGCGAUCCUGGCCAUCCACGAGCACGUCAUCACCAACAACGCGCGCCUCUCGGUCACGCACAGCGACUCCAACACGUGGACGCUGCUGAUACGGAACGCGAGGAGGGAGGACAGGGGCCAGUACAUGUGCCAGGUCAACACUGACCCCAUGAAAAGCCAGACCGCGUUUCUUGAGGUGGUCAUCCCUCCGGACAUCGUUUACGAAGAGACCUCGGGUGACAUGAUGGUGCCUGAGGGCGGUUCUGCCAAGUUGGUGUGCAAGGCCAAGGGCUACCCGAAGCCCAAAAUCGUUUGGAGACGCGAGGACGGCGGCGACAUCAUCCUGCGAGGCCUCCAGUCCACCAGAUCAAAAGUCGCAUCUUACGAAAACGAGGUGCUUUCCCUGGUGAAGGUGACGCGGUCUGAAAUGGGCGCCUACCUGUGCAUCGCGGCCAAUGGAGUGCCGCCGUCGGUCAGCAAGAGGAUGAUGGUCCACGUGCACUUCCACCCCCUGAUCCAAGUGCCGAACCAACUUGUAGGAGCGCCGACCAACACCGAUGUCACCCUGCAGUGCCACGUGGAGGCCUCCCCGAAAGCCAUUAACUAUUGGACUCGCGAGAAUGGCGAGAUGAUCAUCACAAGCGACAAGUACCAGAUGACCGAGUUUAAUAGUUCGUACUACAGUGUCCAGAUGCGCCUCGUCAUCCGCAGGUUCAACAAAGUGGACAUUGGCGGAUACAAAUGCAUCUCUAAAAACUCGAUUGGUGACGCCGAGGGCAACAUUAGAUUAUAUGAGAUGCAGCUCAAGGGCAACCACGUGGACAAGUCCGACCUGGACCUGGAGUCGGAGUUGGACAACGGCUCGGACGAGACGGACGAAGACGCGAACUCGUCGAACGCGAUCAACGACGGCGGCGAGUCGAGCGUGCGCGGCGAAAUGGCCGGCGUGUCUUCGAGCAGUCCGCACUUUUUCCUGCACCCGCCGGUGCUGCUCGCGCUGCUGGUCGUGUGCAUUUGACCGAUCGCGCCAUAGACAAAAGUUACGUAUAGUGCGACGAAAUUAUAAAUCCCAUUCAUAUGUGUCUGUGCCAAAUCCCACAACUGCUGAGAGAGACUCUGCACAAGCGAGAGCUGAUUGCGAAUUAAUUAUAUCAUGUAAAUAGGGCGGUCGAGUGAAAGUGGAGGGGGCGAACCUGGCUGCUGCGUUUGAUCCGAGCUUGGCGGAAAAUUAUUCAAAAAUUUUGCUCCUCGACUCGAGCACUUUUCGGUCCACGCAGCUCCGGUCUGAGCUUGAAAGUGGACAUGUGAGAGGGUCGAUAAGGCUCUGGAAACUUAAUUACAUAGAAUCAAAAAUUCCAAACAUCUCAGAUCCUGAUAGAUCUUUUGUUAACCAGUAAAGUUUAAAGUUGUUUUUUGGCGAUUAAUUCAGAUCAAAAUUGAUGGAGUUAUUUCAUUUUAAAACUUUUCUGAUUAUUAAAUAUUGAAAUUUUUAUGUUUUCGAUCUUAAAUUGAGAUUUCCAGGAUCUUUAAUUGACUCAUAUUAAUAAAACCGAACGCAGUCAAUGUGAGAGCAAAAUGGAAUUUAUGGACAUUAUUAUAUAAUUAGUCGCCGGCGUUUGUUUGUAUAAAAAAAAGGGUCAAACGGCGUAUAAUCUUUAAAGGCAAAUAAUAAAAAAAAAAACACAUGAAAAUAUAUCUGUUGACAGGGAAUUAAUGUGCUCAUGAUAUCACACAUAUAAAAUAUUGUAUCAAAACAUUUGUUGACUGAUUUGUUGCCAGGACGGAAAUCGGUUUUCCGGUGUUGUUUUGUUACCCUGAAAUAAUUCUAUAUAGCGUGAGCGAGUUGGGGAUUUUCAGAAGAGACGUGUGACUUCUGAAAGCUCUAAUUAGUUGCAAAAAUUUUCUAAUGCACCAGGGGCGUUUUUCAGGGCGGCUGAACUGCAAAAUAAUUCGAAUUUCACAUUGAACUAAAAUGAGAACUUUUUACACAAUAAUUGCAGAUAUUCUCAAAUUAAUCUAAUGAAAACAAGAGAGAAAUAAUAUGGAAAUUAGUGAGAACUUCAUGAAGUCGCACGUCUUUUCAGAAACUCUCCGGCUCGAGUGUGAUUAAACGGUGAGCGUGGAAAAUAACUCGUUAGCUGUUCGAGCGAAUGUCUUUUUCAAAAGGAGCAAUUUCUGUAUGUAAAUAUCUAAGUAUGUAUAAAUAUAAAAGUCUCAACUUGAGCGCAGAUUGCGUGCUUAUUUGCGAGCAAAGUGUUGCUGAAUGAAAGUGAAAAAAAAACACAAGCGAGAGGGAGAAAAAUGAAAUUAAAUUCUUCCACGUGCUCUCUCCUUGUAUAGAGAAACUUGUUGAACCCAGACGGUUUUCGAGCAAUAAAUAAAUAUAUAUAAACAAUAUUUUGUCCUGGUCACAUGUAUUGAAUGCUAAUAGACGAUAAUAAAACUAAACUUCCCAAA
Messenger RNA from Neocloeon triangulifer, 2970 nucleotides. RefSeq names its product lachesin-like. NCBI's taxonomy places the organism in Eukaryota, Metazoa, Arthropoda, Insecta, Ephemeroptera, Baetidae. The transcript is spliced from 11 exons. Gene Ontology annotation, cellular component: neuron projection. The record is from RefSeq and is a predicted model, not a curated record. Bases 308 to 1531 code for a protein of 407 amino acids.